AUGAAUCUUCGCCUUCUGACCCUUGUGCUUGCGGGCCUCGUGGCUGCCAGCCCGGUGGACAUUCAGGAACGCCAGUUAUCUAGUGGAAAUGAGCUCCGUACGGGCUCUUGCAAGCCUAUCACUUUCAUCUUCGCGCGCGCUUCGACCGAGCCAGGUCUGCUGGGCAUUUCUACCGGCCCUGCUGUCUGCAAUGACCUAAAGGCUGCCAAGGCCGGCCAAGUUGCCUGCCAGGGUGUCGGACCCGCCUACACAGCUGACCUGGCUUCGAAUGCUCUGCCCGGAAACACCUCCCCAGCUGCCAUCAACGAAGCAGUUGGUCUUUUCGAAGAAGCUGUCCGCAAAUGCCCAGAUACUCAAAUUGUUGCCGGUGGUUAUAGUCAAGGCACUGCUGUCAUGGAUGACUCCAUCUCAAGGCUGCCCGAUAAUGUCAAGGAGAAGAUCAAGGGAGUUGUCCUAUUCGGUUACACCCGUAACGCCCAGGAGCAUGGCCAGAUCGCCAAUUUCCCUAAAGAUAAGGUCAAGAUCUACUGUGCUGUGGGAGACUUGGUUUGCGAUGGUACUUUGAUUGUCACUGCUGCGCAUUUCACUUAUGUUGCAAACACUGGCGAUGCCGCACAGUUCUUGGUGUCGAAGCUGAGUUCGUCUUGA
Penicillium subrubescens is the source of this 648-nucleotide messenger RNA. RefSeq names its product cutinase family protein. Bases 1 to 648 code for a protein of 215 amino acids. NCBI's taxonomy places the organism in Eukaryota, Fungi, Ascomycota, Eurotiomycetes, Eurotiales, Aspergillaceae. The record is from RefSeq and is a predicted model, not a curated record. Gene Ontology annotation, cellular component: extracellular region. Gene Ontology annotation, biological process: carbohydrate catabolic process. The transcript is spliced from 3 exons. Gene Ontology annotation, molecular function: cutinase activity.